AUGGAGCAAUAUCGGGAGAGGAAGAGGGACCUACAUAUGGUGUUCAUCGAUUUAGAAAAAGCUUACAAUAAAGUCCCAAGGGAGGUUCUAUGGAGAUGUCUGGAGGAUAGUGGUUUUCCGGUAGGGUACACUAGGGUGAUUAAGGAUAUGUACGAUGAAGCAAAGACUCGGCUUUCAGCUCUUAGGCCAUUUUCCUUUGCCCUGGAGAUGGAUGUGCUAACACGCCACAUUCUGGGGGAGGUGCCAUGGUGUAUGUUUUUCGCAGAUGACAUAAUGCUAAUCGAUGAGACGUGUUGUAGGGAAACAGAAGCAGAGGUGACGCUUGAUACACAAGUCAUCCCUAAAAGAUAUUGUUUCAAAUGUCUUGAGCCUGUUAUUCAAGGGAACAGGGAGAUUGACGAGGAUGUCACGCAUCAUGUUAGAGCGGGAUGGUUGAAAUGGAGGCUCGCGUCUGGUGUUUUGUGUGAUAGGAAUAUGCCACCUAGACUUAAGGGCAAAUUCUACAAAGUGAAAGACCAUAUUAGGAAUGAAGUUAGUGGGGACAAGGUGGGUGUGGCUCCUGUAGAAGACAAGUUGCGGGAAUCGAGGCUGAGAUGGUUCGGGCUUGUGAAGAAGAGAGGCACCUAUGCCCUGAUGAGUAGAUGUGAGAGGUUUACCAUGGUGGGUCAGAGGAGAUGUAGAGGGAGGCCUAGGAAGUACUGGGGCAAGCUUCGUAUUCCUGGUUUUUUUGCUAUUACAUGA
This is a messenger RNA of Nicotiana attenuata, 741 nucleotides long. RefSeq lists its product as uncharacterized. The transcript is spliced from 5 exons. The record is from RefSeq and is a predicted model, not a curated record. The coding region runs from base 1 to 741 and encodes 246 amino acids. NCBI's taxonomy places the organism in Eukaryota, Viridiplantae, Streptophyta, Magnoliopsida, Solanales, Solanaceae.